UGAUUCUGACGCUAGGAUCUCCUCCGCAGGCGUCCCUGCUGAGUUUGUUCCCUGCAGGGAACCCACCCACAGGUGACUGUGAAUGACUAAGCCAUGGGAAGAUGGUGAACCAAUCAUACACAGAUGGCUUCAUCCUCGUGGGCAUCUUUUCCCACAGCCAGACUGACCUUGUCCUCUUCUCUGCAGUGAUGGUGGUCUUCACAGUGGCCCUCUGUGGGAACAUCCUCCUCAUCUUCCUCAUCUACAUGGACCCUCAACUUCACACCCCCAUGUACUUCUUCCUCAGCCAGCUCUCCCUCAUGGACCUCAUGUUGGUCUGUAACAUUGUGCCAAAGAUGGCAGCCAACUUCCUGUCUGGCAGGAAGUCCAUCUCCUUUGUGGGCUGUGGCAUACAAAUUGGCCUCUUUGUCUCUCUUGUGGGCUCUGAGGGGCUCUUGCUGGGACUCAUGGCUUAUGACCGCUAUGUGGCCAUUAGCCACCCACUUCACUAUCCCAUCCUCAUGAAUCAGAAGGUCUGUCUCCAGAUUACUGGGAGCUCCUGGGCCUUUGGGAUAAUCGAUGGAGUGAUUCAGAUGGUGGCAGCCAUGAGCUUACCUUACUGUGGCUCGAGGAACGUGGAUCACUUCUUCUGUGAGGUGCAAGCUUUAUUGAAACUGGCCUGUGUAGACACUUCCCUCUUUGAUACCCUCCUCUUUGCUUGCUGUGUCUUCAUGCUUCUCCUUCCCUUCUCCAUCAUCGUGGCCUCCUAUUCUUGCAUUCUAGGGGCUGUGCUGCGAAUGCGCUCUGCUCAGACCUGGAAAAAGGCUCUGGCCACCUGCUCCUCCCACCUGACAGCUGUCACCGUCUUCUAUGGGGCAGCCAUGUUCAUGUACCUGAGGCCUAGGCGCUACCGGCCCCCCAGCCAUGACAAGGUGGCCUCCAUUUUCUACACGGUCCUUACUCCCAUGCUCAACCCCCUCAUUUACAGCUUGAGGAACCAGGAGGUGAUGGGGGCACUGAGGAAGGUGCUGAACCGCUGCAGGAUUGGCAGCCAGCACUGAACCCCAGAGUCUGGUGCCUGCUGUGCCACUUCUUGCCUGUGUCACAUUUUGCUAAGUCACUCAACCCUUGUGAGUGUCUGCUUCCAUUCACCUGUUGAUGGUCACUGGGUGGUUUAUAGGUUUUGGCCAUUGUAAGAAAAGCCACUAUGAACAUUCCUGUACCA
Messenger RNA from Cercocebus atys (sooty mangabey), 1204 nucleotides. Its product is annotated as olfactory receptor 2V1. The coding region runs from base 102 to 1040 and encodes 312 amino acids. Gene Ontology annotation, biological process: G protein-coupled receptor signaling pathway. Gene Ontology annotation, cellular component: membrane. The transcript has 2 exons. The record is from RefSeq and is a predicted model, not a curated record. Gene Ontology annotation, molecular function: olfactory receptor activity; G protein-coupled receptor activity. Lineage: Eukaryota; Metazoa; Chordata; Mammalia; Primates; Cercopithecidae.